GCAGGAAUGUCGGCAUUGGAUCCAGUUUUAAGGUCGGACUUAACCGCGUUGGGAAUUAGCUGCAACCGUCAACAUGCCGUCCAAGCCUGCCCCGAUCAAGAAGGCGGCUAAGAAAGAACCAGCCAAGAAGGAGGAGGAGAAGGCUCCUGAGGCUGCUCCAGCCGAGGCCGCCCCGGCCCCCGCUGAGGGGGAAGCUGCACCUGCUGAGGCUGCUGCUCCUGCCGAGGGAGAGGCCCCUGCUGCCCCGCCAGCUGAGGAGCCCACCCCUCCACCCGCAAAUGCUCCCGCUCCUGCUACAGAAGAAACACCCGCUGCUGCUGAGGCCCCUGCUGAUGCUGCCGCUCCCACAGAAGAAACACCACCUGCUGCCGCUGCUGAAGCCCCUGCCGAUGCUGCUGCCGCCCCAGCCGCAGAGGAAGGUGCUCCCGCUGCUGACGCCGAAGCACCUGCUGAUGCUGAAGCUCCUGCACCAGAAGAGCCUAAAGCGCCCACGCCUCCACCACCCCCACCCAAAGAGCCCACAAGUGCCCCAGUGGAUCUGUUUGUUGAGGAUAAGAAUGACACUUCAGUCACCAUCAUUUGGAGCCAGCCAGAGGUCGUCGGCGAUUCCGGUCUGGAUGGAUACACCAUUGAAGUCUGCAAGGAUGGAACUGAGGACUGGAAAGCAGUCAAUGAGGAUCUGCAGAAGUCCUGCCGCUACGUUAUCAAGAACCAGACCACCGGUGACCGUCUGAAGAUCCGUGUGGUGGCUGUGAAUGCUGGCGGCCGUAGCCCGCCUGUCGCCCUCCCCGAGGCUGUCCUGGUGAAGGAGGUCGCUAAUCGUCCCAAGGUCCGCCUGCCACGUUUCCUCAGGCAGAGAUACGUCGCUCAAGUUGGAGAGAAGAUCAACCUGAGCAUCCCCUUCACAGGUAAACCCAAACCUGUAGUCACCUGGACAAAGAAUGGGCAGCCCCUGGACACAAAGAGGGUGAACAUCCGCAGCACUGACAGAGACAGCAUCCUGUUUAUCCGUACAUCCGAGAGAGAGGACUCUGGCGUGUAUGAGAUGUGUGUGAAGGUGGAGGACUUCGAAGACAAGGCUUCACUCAUCCUUCAAAUUGUUGAGCUGCCGGGGCCUCCCGCCAGUGUGAAGAUUGUGGAUACCUGGGGCUUCAAUGUUGCUCUGGAAUGGACUGCACCCAAAGACAAUGGAAACACAGAAAUCACAGGUUACACAGUCCAGAAGGCUGACAAAAAGACUGGAGACUGGUUCACUGUGUUGGAUCAUUACCACAGACUGAAUGCCACUAUCUCUGACCUCAUCAUGGGCAACGUCUACAAGUUCAGAGUGUUUUCUGAAAACAAGGUUGGAGUAAGCGAGAGCGCUACCGUUGCAAAGGAGGAGGCCAAAAUCUUGAAGACAGCUAUUGACUACAAGCCUCCUGAGUACAAGGAACGCGACUAUACCGAGGCGCCCAAGUUCACCACCUCUCUGAGUGACAGAGCCGCCACUGUCGGCUACAGCACCAAGCUGCUGUGCUCCGUCAGGGGAUUCCCAAAACCCAAGGUUAUAUGGAUGAAGAACCAGAUGAUUAUUGGAGACGACCCCAAGUACAGGCAGGUUUGCGUCCAGGGAAUCUGCACUCUGGAGAUCCGUAAGCCUGGUAACUUUGACGGAGGUGUGUACUCCUGCAAAGCCAAGAACACUCUCGGAGAAGCAACUGUCAGCUGCAAGCUGGAGGUCAAACAACCAGCGGUUCCAGAUGCAGAGAAGAAAUAAGUCAACAUUCACAUUCUCACAGGUCAGAAAUGGGAGCAGAAGGAAUGAGGUCUUUGCAGCAUAAGGGAGGUGCUGGAUACCUGGAAGAACAUGUAUAUAUGGAUGGUGACCACGCUACCCUGUGUUAUGAUGAACAAUUGUUGUCUCUUCAUGCCUUUAUCGUUAAGUCCAUAUCCGUGUCCACAAUCAGCUUUCCCCAACGAUACUGUCCAUGAUAACUAAAUCAUCUCGUCAGUCUAACUAGGUGUACACCAAGACUUCUA
Sander lucioperca (pikeperch) is the source of this 2022-nucleotide messenger RNA. RefSeq names its product myosin binding protein Hb (gene mybphb). The transcript is spliced from 16 exons. Gene Ontology annotation, molecular function: protein binding. The record is from RefSeq and is a predicted model, not a curated record. The coding region runs from base 74 to 1759 and encodes 561 amino acids. Lineage: Eukaryota; Metazoa; Chordata; Actinopteri; Perciformes; Percidae.